AUGGACGGCAAGGGCAUGACGGCGGCGAUCGAUAACAAUGAUUCUUCCUUGGCUAUUCAAUCUUCAAAUCCAAAUGAGCAAAAACAAGGAGAUGAUGUUAGAGAAUAUGAGGAAAUAAAUUAUGGUGAUUUUAAUGAAGUUAAUGAUGGAGGCCUUGAAGGUGAUAAUGUUCAUAACUUGGAUGCUAAUGUGGGGGUUAAUGAUGAUGGUAUAGAAAAUGAAAAUAUAGAGGUUGGAGAUGAAAAAGGUGAUGAUGAGAAGGAAUGUGAAAAGAAUGAUGAUCAAGAACAAUUUCAAAGGAAGAAAAGAAAGAGGGUAUCAAAAGCCCACUUUGAUUUUACUAAAGUUACUGCAAAGGAUGAAAGUAUAAAGCUACAAUGUAUACAUUGUAAAACACUCCUUUCUAAGUCGGCGUCUCCUACAACAACUCAUCUUUGGAACCAUUUGAAUAGGUGUACACAAAAGAAGCUUCAAACAAAAAAUCAAAAAACCUUGCAAUUUCAGAAUGCAAAAUCCAAGUUUGAGACACCUCCUUUGUCCGAUGGUAAAUAUGAUUAUACAAAGCAAAGAGAAGCUAUUGCUCAUUGGAUUCUGAUGAACAAGCAACCGUUAAGUGCUGUGGAAAAUUUUGGCUUUAAUUUCAUGAUGAAUGUUAAUCUUCCACAAUAUGAGAAAGUCUCUCGUGCCAUGGCAAAGAAUGACGUCAUUACUGUUUAUGAAAUAGAGAAGAAAAAGUUACAAUUGCUAUUAAGAACCAUCAAUAAGAUAUCAUUGACCACUGAUAUUUGGAAGUCUAAGGUGCAAAAGGUUUCAUAUAUGUGUGUCACUGGACACUUUGUUGAUUCAAAUUGGCAACUUCAAAAGCGUGUACUUAGUUUCAUGCCUCUUCCUCCUCCGCAUACUGGUGUUGAUAUCAUUGAUGGGGUUAUGAAGUCCACAAAGGAUUGGGGAAUAGAGCAUAAAAUCUUCACUAUUUUAGUGGACAAUGCUUCAAACAAUGAUGUUGCAGUUAGAAUUUCCAAACAAACUUUCUCCAGGAGUCAUAAGCUACCUUUGGGUGGUAAGCUAUUUCAUGUGAGAUGCACUGCUCAUAUAUUGAAUCUUGUUGUUCAAGAUGGUAUUUCUGCAAUUAAAACCAUUGUUGAUGAUGUUAGGAAUAGUGUGCGAUUUAUUAAUCAGUCUGAGUCUAUGUUGAUGAAGUUCUCUGAAAUUGUGCAUCAUUUGGGAAAUCCGGUGAAAAAGUUAGUUCUUCAUUGUGUUACUCGUUGGAAUUCUACAUAUGAAAUGUUAGUUGUGGCCCUUAAACUUAAGGAUGCAUUCCCAAUAUUUGCACAAAGAGAGCCUUCAUAUAAAUGUUGUCCUAGCUUGGAAGAUUGGACUAGAAUACAUGAUGUUCUUAGCAUCUUAGAGGUGUUUUAUGAAGCUACUCAAGUGAUCUCUGGAACUAACUAUCCCACUUCUAAUGUUUUUCUUGGUGUUGUUUGGAGGGUCAAGCAUGUCUUAAAUGAAAAUGAGUUUCAUCAUGAAGAGGUCAUUAGAAAUAUGAUUGAAAAGAUGAAAAAAUUUGACAAAUAUUGGGGUGAUUGCAAUCUUUUGAUGUCUAUUGGAGCAAUACUUGAUCCUAGGUACAAAAUGAGGUUGGUUGAUUUUGCUUUCAACCAAAUAUAUAAUGCAAAUGAUGCAAGUGCAAAUGUGAAGAAUGUUAGGGAUGCAUUACAUGACUUGUUUUAUGAAUAUGUUGAAAUUGAUAACAUGAGAAAUCAAAGAGGUAGUUCUUAUGUGACACAUACAGUGUUGAAGAUGUAA
Ipomoea nil (Japanese morning glory) is the source of this 1806-nucleotide messenger RNA. Its product is annotated as zinc finger BED domain-containing protein RICESLEEPER 1-like. NCBI's taxonomy places the organism in Eukaryota, Viridiplantae, Streptophyta, Magnoliopsida, Solanales, Convolvulaceae. The transcript has 4 exons. Bases 1 to 1806 code for a protein of 601 amino acids. Gene Ontology annotation, molecular function: DNA binding. The record is from RefSeq and is a predicted model, not a curated record.